CAGUGACUCGAUGUCAUCGUCUCUGGAUACGUAGUUAGUAGUUGUUAAUCCCCGCGCGGAGUUCUGCUCGAUGAUGACAGACUCCGCUUCACUGGAGAAUUCUUCGUCUGGUGGGAACUUCACGUCGGGGAAUCUAUUCCCCGACUUGGAUCCCCCACAAACGUGGCGCGUAGUGGCAACCGUGACGUUUUUUGUUACGAAUGUGCUCAGCAACGCGAUCCUGGCAGUUGCGGCAUGGACGGGUCUGAGGAGGAGUCGAGGUGCCACUCGACGCUUAUCGUUAGUUACGGAUUUCCCUCAAUCAACUAGGAGACAGAAAGAGCUCAAGGCCACCGCGUGUGACCACAUUCUGUUAGCCGUUUUUUUCGUGGCAAUGUGUCGCUCGUGCACAAGAGCACCGGUCCAGGUCGUGCAAAUGCUCACAGGCGAACCUACGGUAGGACAUUUAUCGUGCCAACUCCAAGGGUUUCUAAGCUGCCUCCUGGAAUACCUUCACUUUUGGUACCUAAUGAUGUUCGUCAUGGAAAGAUACAUGAGGAACAGCAGCCCUUAUGAGUACACUCUGACGUUUAGUCCAUUAAAUGCGUACGUGAUACUGCCCGGCUUGUUCUUGGUCAUAGUGCCGCAAGUGACGGGGCCCAUGUAUGGCUGGGGGCGGUAUGAUUUGAUUCCUGAGUUGUACGUGUGCGACCUCGCAUCGGAUUCUAAGCACAGCUGUUCGUAUCAAAUGUUCACCAACUUCGAGGUGCUCUUUCCUGUCAUUCUCAUGUCUUUGUACUCGACUCUGUCAUUCCUCCUACGCACUCCGGAACAACCAGCCAAGACAACGGGCGAGUCGAGAUUGCUUUUUCCGAGAAAAGAAAAGCUCACCGUCCUUGUCAUCUGCAUCUUUUGCUGCAUACUGGUGCCCAGCUCUUUCGCCGGCGUACACACCGUACGUGCUUGCGUGACAUCAGUACCUCCAUGGUUGUUGGUCUCUAUGGAUUUGGCGUGUGAACUGAAUUUGUUCAUCCCGCCCGUGCUAGUCUACGUAUUUCAUGGCCAGAGAAUCCGCUCGCUGUUCGUCGAGGAUCGUCAGCGAGAGAACAUUCCCCUCGUGUCCGGACCGCCUCGCAAGUCCUUCAUAGGAAUGACGGAUUUGUAG
Molecule: messenger RNA, 1144 nt
Organism: Galendromus occidentalis (western predatory mite)
Lineage: Eukaryota; Metazoa; Arthropoda; Arachnida; Mesostigmata; Phytoseiidae
Product: adenosine receptor A1
Exons: 5
Coding region: 71-1144 (357 amino acids)
Biological process (GO): G protein-coupled receptor signaling pathway
Cellular component (GO): membrane
Molecular function (GO): G protein-coupled receptor activity
Source: RefSeq, a predicted model, not a curated record